AGAUUGGUUACGUGAAAAGGGACAUAUAGAUUCAGGAUAUACAGAUUCUUUGCAGCUUACUGAUCUGAGAAGCUGGCUACGUGAGAACGGGCACAUAGACCCUUGCAGCUAGCUGAGCAAGGUCUCAUAAGACAAUGCACCACACAUCCUGUGUAACAACUGAAGUUACAGAAUAUUACAUGUAUCUUGCUCAGUAACUGAACCACCAUUGAGUCUUACUGCUGAACUAUGGGUUUAUUUGCAGAGCCAGCAAGGUUAGGUUUUGGCAGCAAAACAAUGGACAUCUGUGGUUAGAAGGCCAGGGAAAAAGGCAGAACUGCUGACCACGAAAGGGGGUCUAAGGAGGGGUUUAGAAUCAGCUUAAUCGACGUGAACCACUUAGAAUGCGCCGUUACGAAUAUGCAUAAAGCCUAUUAUUGUUAGUAUAUAAGGAGUUCUGGUACAAUCAAUAAAUCGGAUUCCUGCUGAUCACUCAUAUUGAGCGUCUGGGUUUCCCCUCUAUCGCGACAUUCUGGCGCCCGAACAGAAGACGGAAAAAGGGACCGUAGAGACGGAUAGCCUACGUCCGUCAGCCUGCGGGGGAUGGGGACCGUAGAGAUGGACAACCUGUAGCCACGGCACGAUAGAGAGUCUGCGUCGGUCCCGUAAGCAGCUCGGGAGGCUGCAGAGGUGGUGAAAAGUCCACACCUCCGAGCCCAGGAGCACCUACAGAGGAGUCCUGCUGGCCACGCACCGCCGGGUCUUGCAAAGGCUGCAACAGCGCUGACGUUUAGGUAUGGCUAAGAGACAAGCGGUGUAUCAAUUGCUCAAAUGCUUUUUAGAAAAGUGGAGCACACCAGGGAUAGAUUGUAAAAAGGAUCUCCCUGGACUUUUAGAUUAUGGAGUUGCUAAGGGUUGUUUUAUUGAUCCGAAUGAAGUUUUUGAGAGGGAGCAGUGGAAAGUGUUUGGGGAUAUUUGAUGCAGCUACGCAGGAUGAUAAGGUGGCUAAAAAGAUGAUGAAACCGUGGCGGGCAGUGAGUAAUGCUUUGGCACAGUAUGAGGCAGAGCAGAAGGCUGCAGCAGCCGCUGCGCAGCGCUUAGGAACGCCGCUUACUCAGGAGAAGGACAUGGGUGAGAGCAGCUGCCCAUUACCCCCCUCUGUAAUACUUCUACCAUGCAAAAGGGGAGGGCAGCCUCAGAUCCUGUUUUUUCGUCUCCCGCGUCCCCUCAAGCUGUUAGUGCACCAUUAGCACCUUUAGAGCAUGAGAUAGUGCCUACAGCUCCUUCGUUAGAGCUGCCCACAGCCCCCCCGCUGUUUGUAAAAACAAACUCAGAGAGUCAAGAGAUAGCUAAGGAACGAGAGGAAUUUUGGAGGGAGGUUGCUAAAAAUAUUGCUGCUGAGGGAGACAUAGAUAAUGCCAGAGAACUUGCACAUGCUUUUCCAGUCGAAUUUUCACCCUCUGAUGCUCAAAGACAAGUUACUGUUAAUAUUAAACCUUUAGAUUGGAAAUUGCUUGCCCAACUGCGAGCCACUGUUAAUGAAUCUGGGUUAAAAGGGGAACCAACUCGUCAAAUGCUUGAUUUUUUGUGGGGCUCUAUGCUCUUGCUACCGAAUGAUGUUAAAAAUAUUACUAAGCUGAUAUUAACACAACACCAGUGUCUAUUGUUUGGAGCUUACUGGCAGAUUUUAUGCCAGCAGUCAGUAGCAACGCAGCGGAGAGCAGCAGAUCCUUUGCAUGGGGUAACCCUAGAUAAACUAAUGAGUACGGGAAAUUAUACGCAGAUAGAGACACAGGCUCUCGUAGGUCCUGACAAGGUCCGGGAAAGCGUGCAGCUAGCUCGGCGAACAAUAGAUCAGAUUAAGGACUCAGGAGGAUUGCCAUCAUAUAUGAGUAUCAGACAGGGAAGAGAAGAACCAUUUGGUACCUUUAUCGAUCGAAUAGCAAACGCUAUUAUUGCAGCCGGGGUUCCAGAAGCUCUGCAUGGUGCCUUGCUUAAACAAUGUGUCAUUCAGAAUUGUAACCCCACUGCACGUAGUGUGUUAGUUACUCUGCCUGCUACUUGGACGAUUGAGGCGGCAUUAGAGAGGAUGUCACAGGUCCCUGUAGGUCCACAAGCUAUGCUUGUUAAUGCAAUAAAGGAACUUGGAAAGGAACUAGGAAUAGGGAUGAAACAGCAGGCUGAGGUAGCUCAGAGGCAGAUUGAGGCAAAUCAGAGUCAGGUUUUAGCUGCCCUUGCACCUUUGCGAAAUCACUGUGGAGUCUCCGGUCACAUGAGACGGGAUUGCAACUCUAGCAACGUCUGGUGUCAGCAUUGCCGAUCGGACACCCAUGCCAGCACUGCCUGCCGGAGGUCGGGAAACGGGAAGCCGAGCGGGAAGCCCCGCCCCGCGAUGACACCAAAAGCGGCAGCAUACCCAGUGACCCAGGAAAUCAACACCUGCGUGCCUCUACCGCCUCUGACCAGCACUUUCGUCUCCAGCCCGCAACCCGGGGGAGCCUCGGAUUGGACUUGGCAAUCUCAAUAAACUGUACUCUUAUAGACAAUCGACCGCAGCGUGUCCCCACCGGGAUUAAAGGACCUAUAAUUAUAAAUGGGAAAGCGGUCGGAGCACUUUUAAUCGGACGCUCAUCAGCUGCUAUGGAAGGAUUACAAAUACUUACAGGACUAAUUGAUGCGGAUUAUACUGGAGAAAUUCAAAUCAUGGUACAGACUCUUUUUCCACCAAUGUUCAUAGAAAAGGGCACUCGACAAUUGGUGCCUUUGCCGGUUCUCACUGAAGGACUGUCACCCAUACACUCUGACCCCAGGGGUGAGGGAGCCUUCGGAUCCACAGGACCGGCAGCCAUGCUCACUGUGAGCCUGAAAAGUUGGCCACGCCGCACAGUGGCAGUAACAUACCAAGAAGAGACUGUUACCCUGACAGCACUCUUGGACACUGGCGCUGAUGUAUCCAUCAUCAGCAGUCACCACUGGCCUCAGCAUUGGCCCACCUUUGAAUCUGGAUCUACAGUCACUGGAGUGGGAGGACUUACCCUCGCUCGCAAGUCCCCUCCAUUGCAAUGGACUAUAGCUGAUCAAGUGGUAAAUUGCAGUGUGUCUAUCAUCCCAUUGCCACUUGGUGUUGCUGCUCUGGUGGGACGAGACAUACUCGCUCAAAUGGGCAUGGUUCUUACCACAGACCAAAAUUUUUAGGAGUGGCCAUUGCUUGGACUUUUCCCCCCCACCAGCUCAAAGAGGGACUGGAAGCUAUGUUCACUUUAAGGACAUGGCUGCAGGGGAAUGGAAAGGCCCUGCAGAGGUGUUAUAUUUUGGUCGUGGCUAUGUUUGUGUGCUUACUCCUACAGGUCCGCAGUGGAUACCCAGCCGCUGGGUCAAACCGACACCGUGCAAGCCUGGAGCCUCCACAAUAUCACCUUCCAGAGCUGAGUCUGCUUCGGCUACAUCUAGUAGCUGAUCCGGUGAUCGCACCUCUUGCAAACAUCGUGCCUACCCGACUUAGGCACUUUGAAUCCUGAGAGGAAGCAGAACAGCUACUGGACGCCCUUGAACAGUAUUAUCCAGGGAAACUUAAUUGUCGAACCUGUGGUGUUUGCGGGAAGCCAGGGCAUUUUGCAUGGUUUCUUAUCCAAUGUGGGGGUUGUAACAAAGAGUGGUGGGUUCAUCAGACACUUCUGUUAGGGGGAGCAUGGUGUAUUAUUUGUGAGGGAACUUGGCGACGUGACACGUUACAGAGAGAUUUAGAACGGGAAACUGGUUUACCAAUUUUUCAGGGUCUUACUCUUUAUGAGUCAGUAGAACAAUGAGCUAUUGCUGAAUUUCGCUAUCGAAUUAAUCACGAGGUUGCUCGCGUUCGCUUACAGCUUAAAUCCGCAAAAGUGCAUAAAGUUUGCGGAGAUGGCCUUAAAAUACCACGCCAAUGGAUGGUGCGUACCCAUGAGUGGGAACGCAUGUGCUAUCGCUUUAACGCUUGCAACAUUGCUGAUAACCGUGCACGCUACCGAUCCACACCACGUUAGCGCUAUAGACCACCGAAAAAACAUGUGGAUUACCUGGGCUAACCAAACAGGCCAAGAUUCUUUUUGCUUAUCCUUAGCAACGCCUUCUGACCCUUUCCGCACUUGCCUUAUUGGGGUUCCAUUAGCAGAAACUGGUAGCCUUAAAAAAUACACCCUCAGCUACUCAGAGCCGGAAAUUGCACUCUGAACCUUUUGUAAUGCAAGCUAUUCUACCCUCACUGAUAACUAUCUCGAUACUCACCUCUCUACUUUUAACAUCUGCAAUGACCUGAAAAUAAAGAAAAACCCUCUAGCUGCCCAAGCACGAGCAAUUGCCUUAGGCCUUAAUACAUCUAUGUUUGAGCCACAAGAGCUAGAUCUCUUAGGCUCUCAGCCUAGUCCCUAUUGUCUUAUGUUUAAAGGCAGUCACUUUGACAGCAGUGUCAGCCCCCAAAGGCCAAACAAAGACAGUACAUGGCUGAGCCCUACCACCUCAUGGUACUUUAACAUCACAGUGUACUGCAAUGGCUCAGUAUGGCCAGUUGAUAAUCCUCCACAAGAACCUAGGGCUUUGCCCUCAGGAACUUUCCUCAUUUGUGGGG
Molecule: messenger RNA, 4579 nt
Organism: Corvus hawaiiensis (hawaiian crow)
Lineage: Eukaryota; Metazoa; Chordata; Aves; Passeriformes; Corvidae
Product: endogenous retrovirus group K member 8 Gag polyprotein-like
Exons: 2
Coding region: 1154-2506 (450 amino acids)
Biological process (GO): viral process
Source: RefSeq, a predicted model, not a curated record